Molecule: messenger RNA, 597 nt
Organism: Diuraphis noxia (Russian wheat aphid)
Lineage: Eukaryota; Metazoa; Arthropoda; Insecta; Hemiptera; Aphididae
Product: leucine-rich repeat-containing protein 51-like
Molecular function (GO): protein binding
Source: RefSeq, a predicted model, not a curated record
AUGAAUGAUUCGAGUCAAAACGUGCCAAAAAUUCAACACAUUGAUCCUAAGUUUGUUCAAGACAUUAAAAUAGGGAAACCUUUGGAUUAUUCGUCCAAGAGCCUUAGGACGGUUGACAAACUAAUUGAUGAGACACCGCUGUCAGUCAGAGUCCAUGGAGUUCCCGGAAGAGGCGCCAAUAAGAAAUUCAUCAGUGGAGCAAUUUGGUUGAAUAAUAAUCAUUUGACGAGCUUACAAGGCUUGAACAAAUCUGUWGAACAGAUGCUCGAGUUGCCGUCAUAUUUGAUUUGGAUUGACGUUUCUUAUAAUGAAUUUAAAACCAUUGGCCAGGAAUUUCUUCACUUUCAAAAUUUAAGGAUACUGUACAUGCACGGAAAUCAAAUAAAUGACAUUCUGGACGUUAUAAAACUAAAAUCACUUUUAAAAUUACGAACAUUAACUCUACACGGAAAUCCGAUAUCAAGGCUAGUCAAUUAUCGUGCUCUUGUAUUGUUUUAUCUUUCGCAGAUAAAAAGUUUAGACUUUUCGUUAAUCACUCGUCAAGAGAGAAGUGUGGCWUCGCCGAUAACCUGUAACACAGUGAACAAAGUAAAUUAA